This is a messenger RNA of Aspergillus saccharolyticus JOP 1030-1, 591 nucleotides long. RefSeq lists its product as uncharacterized. The transcript has a single exon. The coding region runs from base 1 to 591 and encodes 196 amino acids. Lineage: Eukaryota; Fungi; Ascomycota; Eurotiomycetes; Eurotiales; Aspergillaceae. The record is from RefSeq and is a predicted model, not a curated record.
AUGAGUCCCAACGUCCUGUCUAUGCCCGAUGCAGUCCUGGCCUGGGUGGUCCGCCUGCGCCACUGGUUCCCCCUGAACGAAGGAUACGAGGUCACGCACCUCAUGUGUAGCGGCGGCCGGAACAUGGCAGCCUUCCACUCCGUGACUGUUCACCUCAUCAUCCCGGAGGAGGAUAUUGACUACAAGAUCCUGGGGUUGAUCCUAGGCGAACCUGGCUGGGACGAGGACCAUUGCCGCAAGAGGCCCGACUAUGAUCUGCUGCAUGCGCGCGUCAACUGCCACCGAGACCACAUGCUGGACUCGCUCCCGGAGGGCAGCAUCUUCGGCUGCGGAGUCUUGUGGCAUAGCGGGAUCUCGCUUCUGUCGUGGUCACCAAAGGGGAACAAGCUCCGUCAGUGCGCAGUCGAGGACGAUCGCAUUCAUCUGGAUGUGGUCCAUGACGCCGGGACCAUUGACCGGUGGUUCCGAUUUUUGAAGCAGCACUGGUCUCUCGACACCUUUCGUCAUGAGGGUAGACGUGAAUUCGAUUACUCGCAUCUGCGCGCGGAAUCUCGCUCUCCAAUUUAUAUUUACCGCAGCCCGCGCGAGUGA